ACGCGGGGGUCCUCCUGAAUUAAGCGCGCGAGCCGGCGAGCGAGGGAAUAAAGAUGUAGUGUGAGCGGUCUGGGCCUGAGCGGUGGAUGCGGAGGGUGGAGGAGCGGAGGGAGAGGAGAGAACAAGGAGUGUGCUGUGCCGCGCAGCAGAGGAGAGGAGAGCGAGAGCGGGCUAGGCGCCCCUGGGUGACUGACUGAAGCGGGCCCCGGCAGCUGGACCGAGCCAACGGACGGAGCGGGAGGGGGGAGAGUGAGAGACAGGGCAGAGGCGGGCUGGGAGGGGGGGGGACUGAGGGACGGAUGCACCGGCUGAUGAUCUGACGCUCGGGGAACUCCUCAAGGGGACCACGGAGACGGAGGGGUCUGCUGGAUGAAGAAGAUGCCCUCCCGAUGCAGGAAUACGUUGAACAUCGUUGUCACCACCCUCUUCGCUGCGGUGGUGCUCUUCGCCAUCCUGCUGGCCUAUGUCACCGGCUACCAGUUCAUCCACACCGAGCAGCAUCACCUGUCCUUCGGCCUGUACGGUGCGUUUCUCUCCCUGCACCUCUUCCUCCAGAGUCUCUUCGCCUACCUGGAGCACCGGCGCAUGCGGAGCCCCGCGCGGCCGCAGCACCUGCGCCGCACCGUGGCGCUCUGCAUCGCCGCCUACCAGGAGGACCCCGACUACCUGCGCAAGUGCCUGCGCAGCGUCCGCCGCAUCUCCUUCCCCGGCCUGAAGGUGGUGCUGGUGGUGGACGGAAACCGCCCCGAGGACCGCUACAUGAUGGACAUCUUCCAGGAGGUGAUGGGCGGUGUCGACCAGGCCGGCAGCAUGGUGUGGAAGGGCAACUACCACAGCGAUGGCAGCGGGGGUGGCGUGAGGGGCGGGGCCCGCAGCGCCGUGCACAUGGAGGAGGCGGUGCGCGUGGCGCGGCUGGCGCGAGGCUGCCGCUACUCUUGCGUCAUGCAGGAGUGGGGCGGGAAGAGGGAGGUGAUGUACACGGCUUUCAAGGCGCUGGGGGACAGCGUCGACUAUGUGCAGGUGUGUGACUCGGACACUGUUCUGGACCCAGCCUGCACCAUAGAAAUGCUGAAGAUCAUGGAAGAGGACCCGAUGGUGGGAGGCGUGGGUGGAGACGUACAGAUUCUCAACAAGUAUGACUCGUGGAUCUCCUUCUUGAGCAGCGUGCGAUACUGGAUGGCCUUCAACAUCGAGCGGGCCUGCCAGUCCUACUUUGGCUGCGUCCAGUGCAUCAGUGGCCCGCUGGGAAUGUACCGGAACUCCCUGCUCCAGCGCUUCUUGGAGCCCUGGUACCACCAGACUUUCCUGGGCUCCAAGUGCAGCUUUGGCGACGACCGCCACCUCACCAACCGCGUGCUGAGCUUCGGCUACAAGACAAAGUACACGGCGCGCUCGCAGUGCCAGACCGAGACGCCCACGCAAUACCUGCGCUGGCUCAACCAGCAGACGCGAUGGAGCAAGUCCUACUUCCGCGAGUGGCUCUACAACGCCCUUUGGUUCCACAAGCACAGCCUCUGGAUGACCUACGAGUCCGUGGUCACCGGCUUCUUCCCCUUUUUCCUAGUGGCUACCGUGAUCCACCUGUUCUACCGCGGGCGGCUAUGGAACAUCCUGCUGUUCCUGCUGACGGUGCAGUUGGUGGGCAUGGUGAAGGCCACCUACGCCUGCUUCCUGCGGGGAAGCCUAGUCAUGAUCUUCAUGUCGCUCUACUCGCUGCUCUACAUGUCCAGCCUGCUCCCCUCCAAGAUCUUCGCCCUGCUCACCAUCAACAAGGCCGGGUGGGGGACGUCGGGCCGCAGGAAGAUCGUGGUGAACUUCAUCGGCGCCGUGCCCGUGACGGUGUGGGCCACGGUGCUGCUCGGCGGCGUGGGCUACACCAUCUACUGCGAGACACAGGAGCCCUUCAGCGACUACGAGAAGGUGCUGCUGAUCGCCGGGCUGAUCCUGUACGCGUGCUACUGGGUCGUACUGCUGGUGCUCUACCUGGCCAUCGUGGCCAAGCGCUGCAACAAGCGGGAGGAACAAUACCACCUGCCGUACGCCGAGGCGUAGGAGGGGCUGCUGGCUGUCACGCGCCGCGCUGCGACUCUGUGAACUGCUAGCGACAGUCACGUCGCCAAAACAGCUGUUCUCUACUCCAGGCUGAACGAACCUGACCUAGGAAAGGCUCAUAUUUAUCAAUGGUGCUCAAAAGUUGUGAGUCUGAGAUACAGCAGCAAUGAUCCACUUAAGGGAGUCAAUAUUGAGACUGAAAAUACAUGUAACCCUCCAAUUCCCAAUGUCACUGUUGUAUGGUGCUUUACACUGUAAAAUCAACUGAAUGUUAUGCCGUUUUGGACGAUUCAUAUGUGCAUAUAUUCAUAUGUUUAGAAGAUCAAUAGAAAUCUGAAUGCAGGUUUACAAAUCAGAAUGGUUUGGGCAUUUUUUUGGUGAAGCACAGUUAUUACAAUUCUUAAGUACUCACAUUACAGUAAAGAAAAAGUUAAGAAGUUUCAGAGUCUAAGGGGUCAUGGCCGAGUGCAACCCUUCUCUUCGGUUAUGUGUGCUGUGGAUUAGUGUGAACAUUUUCAAAGAUGGGAUGAGAAGGUGCUAUAUUAUGCCGUAUUUUUCUCGCAUUUAUUAAAAGUUAAUUUGAAAACAAAUGGCGACCAUGCAUUGUAACUGACCACAAUGAAUGGCCCUUACAAAAAAAGGGGAAAAAAAUGCUUUUUUUCAUUCAUGUGUAACUGUAAAUAUUAGUAACUGACAAUAUUAUCAGGCCUGAGGCCGUAAAAAAGACUGUGGAUACAAUUGUGUCCCAAGUGUUAUAGGACCUCAACCUAUUCUGUCAAGCCGCUAAUAUUAUAAUCAUCUGCUGCAAUUUGAAUUGUUUGUAAUACACGUUUAUCAUUGGUACAGACAAUCUGCCAUUUCUACACCUGUAUAUAUACGUGUGUGUGUGUGUGUGUGUGUGUGGUGUGUGUGUGUGUGUGUGUGUGUAUGUAUGUAUGUAUGCGUGUGCAUGUUGGUACUGUUGAGCAGUUCCAGAAUAAGAGUCGUCCAUUGGUCUAGGUACGACCAUAUACCAGUCAGUUUACCAUUUACCAUCCAAGUUUUUGUAUAAGAAACAUUUAUAUUUUAAUAAGUGCCAAUUCACUUUCAUGUAAUGGUUUAAGGUAUGUUCCCAAACUAACUACCAACUAACCUUUUUAGUAGGUGGUUGGACCAAAUAUCUUCAAUGUAUCUUCAAAAAUUAGACAGUGUAAAAAACAAUGACCAAAGAGAAUCUUUCUGAGGUUCAAGGCAAAACUUAGUUUAUUAAAUAAUAAUUUCUUGGUUUUAUGGGUGACCUCGUCCUUGCUCUGUGGCUUAGAAACUAUUAAAAAAAACUCAAUUGGAAUAAAUAAUUUAUUUAUCAGGAGGGAAUUUUUUUAUUUUUUUUCACACCUUCAACGGCAUCAAACUAUUUAAAAAUGUAAACUCUGAAGUAAUUUUGCCGUAUUGCAUUGUCUCACUAAAUAUAAGUGACAUUUCUGUUUUUGAAUGUGGAGGUUUUCACUUGUGCUACUUAAGUUAUAUCGGAAACCUGACUGACAAAAAGUAUAAAGUAACUGACUAGGGGGGCCCUUUCUAAUGGUUCUCUGUGCAUGAGGCGGCCAGCUAGUAGAAUUCCGUAUCAGCGGUGAUCAGAAUUUUCCUAAUGAAUUCUAAAUUCUCUUUACCCACACACAUCUCCCAUUCAUACCAAGUCGGGAGGCUGCGUUAAAUGACUUCCUCUGCAUGCAUUUUAUUAAUUUAGUUUGAGCAUCUCUCAUUUUAGAUUUUCGUUUUUUUCUAUCUUUUGUUUGCAAUAUAAUAGGGCUGUGGUUCCAAGGUAUUUUCUGUUAAUCUUUUAUGUAUCCCAGUAAAACAAAACGGUUCAAAAUGCAUUUGAAGGUUGACAUAAAUAUAUUUCCAUCCAACACCAUUAAAAACGUGGUGAAGCUCACGUUGACUUUUGACAUGGACAUUUUGGCCGGAACUCAAAACACCCUAGCCGCUAUAGGUUUGAUUAACAGAAUGAACUGCCGCUGCAAAUGUUUAACUACUACUUGAACUAAAAGCCUUGUAUUCAGAGACUUUGGGACUUGAAUAAAAAAAAGUACUAUCCAAUGUGCCUCUUAGGGUUUUAGGUGCAGUUGUUUGUAUGUGUGUAUACGAUGUAGGGAGGUGUCUGAAAAAUGUUGGAAGAGGUCUUUUUCAACAGUUGAAUGAAUUGAUUCAGUCACCCUUAAGCAAGGGGUGGAGCCAUGUUCACCUCAAUGUGCUCACAACAACACAGUGAGCUGCCUUCAUCAAAUACACUCAAGAGUUCCUGGCCUGUUUUAUGUUUGUUUUUUAACCGAAAGUAAGAGGGAGCCGCGCCAAGUGUUAUGAACUUCUGCGAAUGUAAUAGGGCAAUAUUUCCGUUAGCUUGUUCCUGUCAUUCCAACCAUUUCUUUUUCAGAUUCUUUCCAUUCGUGUGUUGAUAAAGGUGAUACUGCUGGAUGCUUUAGGACAGGUCACCAACAUAAAAUGAUACAGGUUUUGGGUGGUUCAAGAGACAAGGAGAUGUUAUUUAUUCAGCACGCUCAAGAGUUUUAAGAGGAACUGCAUGAAAGGCUACCUUGAUUUAAUUCCCUUUACCUUUGUUUCUGUUUGAAGUAUGCGUCAAUAUGUACUCCUCCAUGAGCCAGGACAGAGUCUGCGUCUUUAUGGUCCGCCACUCAAUGUACUGAAAUGUCUGUUUAUAAUAUACUUCUUCCACACAAUAAAAUGGUCCAUGUUUUAAGGAAAUAUGGAGACAUUA
This is a messenger RNA of Gadus morhua (Atlantic cod), 4807 nucleotides long. RefSeq names its product hyaluronan synthase 3 (gene has3). NCBI's taxonomy places the organism in Eukaryota, Metazoa, Chordata, Actinopteri, Gadiformes, Gadidae. The transcript has 5 exons. The coding region runs from base 370 to 2052 and encodes 560 amino acids. Gene Ontology annotation, molecular function: hyaluronan synthase activity. Gene Ontology annotation, cellular component: plasma membrane. The record is from RefSeq and is a predicted model, not a curated record. Gene Ontology annotation, biological process: polysaccharide biosynthetic process; hyaluronan biosynthetic process; extracellular matrix assembly.